Amphimedon queenslandica is the source of this 1481-nucleotide messenger RNA. RefSeq names its product leucine-rich repeat-containing protein 69-like. Gene Ontology annotation, molecular function: protein binding. NCBI's taxonomy places the organism in Eukaryota, Metazoa, Porifera, Demospongiae, Haplosclerida, Niphatidae. The record is from RefSeq and is a predicted model, not a curated record. Gene Ontology annotation, cellular component: cytoplasm. The transcript is spliced from 11 exons. The coding region runs from base 1 to 1464 and encodes 487 amino acids.
AUGGCAAUACUGAUAGGAGGAUCCACUCUGGUUGCUGUGGCCAUUUCUCUCUCUUUCCUUGCAUUAUUUCAGAUAGUGAACAUUAAAAAUAAAGUAUUGCAACUGUUUAAAGGACAUCAUAAAGCAAGAAGGGGUUUACGUCGCUCUAAGAAGCAAAAGAAAGGAACAGCUAUCGUGGGAAGCUAUUUUUUUUUUACAGUAGCCCCUUUAGAAGAGCCAAUAUUACCGGAACCCUUGCAUCCAUAUGAUCUCUCACUACUAAGGCCUUGCCAGAGAUGUCAUAGGUUGGAUGCUAAAAGGCAAUGCAAGUAUAAUUAUUGUGCCAGUUGUUGUAAAGGCAAACAUGAUUCAGUUUGUAAAGCUCACGGUACUGGGUAUGAGUAUGCUGUAAGAACAGUCAAUGAAGCAGUCAGUUAUGGAAAAUAUCCUGAAGUUGACAUUAGCUACUGCAAUCUAAAGAAAUGUCCACCUAACAUUGGUUCCAUUGGAACCUUUACGGCAAGUCUUAAUUUAUCAAACAAUCGCUUAUCAUUCGUACCAGAAGACAUUGGAUCACUAAGUGGCCUUGAGGAAUUGUUUCUACAAUACAAUCACUUAGCAAUGAUACCGAGCAGCAUAUGUCACUUGUCUUUUUUGCGUGAACUUGAUCUAAAGAAUAACAACUUGACUUCUCUUCCUAACGAGAUUGGCUCUCUUUCCUUGUUAAAUAUCCUUUGUGUCACUAAUAAUCGUAUCUCUAGCCUACCUUCUUCCAUCGGAAAACUUAGAAAUUUAGAAGAGCUUACAUUACAUUCAAAUGAAUUAGCCCAUUUACCAAGCGAGAUUUGCCUAUUAAAGGAUUUAAAAUUACUUUACUGUGGAGACAACAAGUUACAAAGCCUGCCUGACCAGUUUGGAAAACUCGUCAAACUGGAAGAGCUUGAUUUUUCUGGGUGUGAACUGGUGAAAUUGCCAGAAUCAUUCAGCAAUUGUAAGUCACUGAUAAGAGUAUGGCUAUGCAAUAACAGAUUAGUACAAUUGCCAGUACAGAUUGGCAAUUUGGUAAAUUUGAAGGAGCUUCAUGUCAGAAAAAACAAAAUUAGAAUGUUUCCAAUGUCAAUGAGAAGUCUGACUCUCUAUACAUUUACAGCUCAAGAGAAUCCAAUCAUUAAAGAGAAUCAGAGAGUUAAACUAAGUGACAGUCCUACAGACUCCUUCCCAUCUCUACUGGAAUUAUCAGCAAGAGCUAUCAUACGCACACAAAUCAAUGAAUGGAAGAAUGAAGGAGCAGUACCGACUCAUCUAGCAGAUAUGCUGAGUCACUAUGACACUUGUUCCACCUGUGGUAGACCUUUUUUUAAAUUUUUUUCAUAUCAUGUUGCGUUCCAUUUGGUUGGUGUAUAUUACAAACUCCCAUUGUAUGAGUAUUGCUGUUCACCACAUAAUCCCAUCUCCUGCUCUGUGAGGAAACACCAGCUGGACUAGUAGUUUUUUUACCUUUU